Ziziphus jujuba (common jujube) is the source of this 1217-nucleotide messenger RNA. Its product is annotated as protein-S-isoprenylcysteine O-methyltransferase A. The record is from RefSeq and is a predicted model, not a curated record. Gene Ontology annotation, molecular function: protein C-terminal S-isoprenylcysteine carboxyl O-methyltransferase activity. Lineage: Eukaryota; Viridiplantae; Streptophyta; Magnoliopsida; Rosales; Rhamnaceae. The coding region runs from base 301 to 894 and encodes 197 amino acids. Gene Ontology annotation, cellular component: membrane; endoplasmic reticulum. The transcript is spliced from 2 exons. Gene Ontology annotation, biological process: C-terminal protein methylation.
GAGACCCGAGGGCUCUCAUUACUUGAAGAGAGAGAAAAGGAGCUCAAGAAUCCCUAGCUUUCUUUCUCUCUUUACAUUCUGCCUUGCACAACUGAAAAAAAAUAAAUAAAUAAAUAAGAAAAAGGCUGGGUUUUUCUUCUCAUCCACCUCCAAAAUGGUGUGAAGUUAAAAAAACCCACCAAGAUGUUUCAUAAUUAAUGCUUGUUGAAAAAUAUUGAUUUCUGAGAUGGUUGAAUACUUUUAGGUACUGUCAAACUUGUGAAUUGGAAACAAAGUUUGGUUGAGUUCCUUUCAACAAAAAUGGCGCUAGUAUUAACUUAUACGGCUGCCAGACAGUUGUCUCAGAUGUUACUGGCAUUAGCCUUUUUCCAUGGUUCUGAAUACCUAUUAGCACUUGUUAUUCAUGGCAUAUCAAAUGUCAAUCUCGCAUCUCUUCUAAUCAGCAACCACUACAUUCUUGCAAUGAUCUUGUCAUUCCUGGAGUAUUUUGUUGAAAUUCUUUUAGUCCCUGAACUGAAGGAACACUGGUGGGUUAGCAAUAUGGGACUUGCACUGGUCGUCAUAGGGGAAAUCAUACGUAAAUUAGCAAUUAUAACAGCUGGUAGGUCCUUCACACAUUUGAUCAGGACUAGUCACGUGGAACAUCAUAAACUGGUUACUCAUGGAAUCUAUAAGUUUGUUCGUCACCCAGGAUACUGUGGUUUCUUGAUCUGGGCAGUUGGCACGCAGAUAAUGCUGUGUAAUCCGUUGUCAACAAUUGCAUUUGCUUAUGUUGUUUGGCGCUUCUUUGCACAACGAAUACCGUAUGAGGAGUAUUUCUUGAGACGGUUUUUCGGUCCUCAGUAUGAAGAGUAUGCACGACGAGUUCAUUCCGGUGUGCCAUUUAUACGGUAAAAACAAAUUGAGUUUUCAGGCAUGGUUAGUUUCAUCUUGCUAUACGUGUCUUUGCUUAGUUACAAAUACAAUGCUGUAAUCACAAAGGGCUUGGAAAUUGGAAGUUGUUCCGUGGUCGUAGUUUAGAUUAUGUUAUUUAUCUAGUUCUUUUUGGCAAAGUGCUUGUUUGGAACUAAGCCCUGUUGACAUGAUCCGCAUAACUAGGAAUGGAACACAAACAGAGUGAUUGUUGUACUCAAAUUUUUCAAGGCUUCACCCCUAACGCUGUGUCUUAAGCACAAAUUUCCAUUAAAAUAUUUAUGCUUUUCGCUGCUUUGGUCUUA